Salvelinus sp. IW2-2015 is the source of this 3765-nucleotide messenger RNA. The record is from RefSeq and is a predicted model, not a curated record. Lineage: Eukaryota; Metazoa; Chordata; Actinopteri; Salmoniformes; Salmonidae.
CAUGCCCCCCCAACAGUCAGUACGUGCCCUGUGCCGCCCCCUGCCAGCCACCCUGUGCCUCCAGACCCUCCACAGGGGUGUGAUGCUCCCUGUUCAGAGGGCUGUGUGGUGUGACCCCCUGGUUACGUCCUCAGCGCCGGGAAGUGUGUCAAAGAGAACUCCUGUGGCUGCAAAGACACCAACGGACAGUACUACGAGCCUGGUGAGGAGUGGUACGUGGAGGACUGUAAGCUGAAAUGUUAUUGUAACGCUCCCUUCGUCACCUGCAAUCCUUCUGAUUGCCCUCCAAUGCACGAGUGUAAGGUCCAGGGAGGAGAGCUGGACUGCUACCCUACAAGUUCCCAGGACUGUGUGAUCUCUGGAGACCCACACUACAAUACAUUUGAUGAUAGGUUCUACAGCUUCAUGGGGACCUGCACCUACACCCUGGCCAGGACCUGCAAGAACAACACAGGUCCGUGGUUCUCUGUGGAGGGUAAGAACGAGGAGCGUGGUCUGGCUGGAGUGUCCUACCUGAAAAAGCUCUACGUCACUGUCGAUGGAAUCACUGUCACACUAAUGAAGAGCAGGAAGACUCUGGUGAAUGGAAAGCGAGUAUCCCUCCCUCACUCCCCCUCUCUGCUCAUCUCUCUAUCGCUGGCGGGUCAGUACGUCACGCUGCAGACUCCGUUCGGCCUCAAGGUGCGCUGGGACGGAAACCACUACGCCCAGAUCUCAGUGCCCAGCUCCUACUCUGACCAGAUGUGUGGUCUGUGCGGCGACUACGACGGUAACCCUAACAACGACUUCACCAAGCCGGAUGGAUCCCAGGUCACCAGCUCCAAGGACUUUGGAAACAGCUGGAAGACCGAGGAAGAUGAGGAUGUCACAUGCAAACCCGACACCAACCCAGAUCCACACUGUGAUCCCUCACAGGAGGCAGAAGUUUCCAAACCUGAGAACUGUGGGAAAUUAACCGACACCAAAGGACCCUUCAGGGAGUGCAUAGCGUUGGUGGACCCUAGUCCUUUCUUCCAGAGCUGCGUGUAUGACAUGUGUCGCUUCGUGGGCCAACAGCAGAUGCUGUGUGACCAGCUCCAGGUGUAUACUGACGCCUGCCUGAGCGCAGGGAUCAAGGUCCACCCCUGGAGGGAGCCAGAUUUCUGCCCCCUGGCCUGUCCUCCCAACAGUUCUUACUCCAUGUGUGUGAGCUCCUGUCCAGAGACAUGUCUGGGUGUCAGCGGCCCCCCUGGCUGCUCCGAGGUGUGUGUGGAGGGGUGUGAGUGUGACCUUGGCUUUAUCCUCAGUGACGACAAGUGUGUUCCUGUUAAAGACUGUGGCUGUGUCAACUCCUCUGGAGACUACCAUCCUGUGGGGGACGCCUGGUACCUGGAGGGCUGUAAGGAGAAGUGUGUGUGUCUGGGUGGAGGGGUGCUACAGUGUCACAACACCACCUGUACCCCGGCAGAGAGCUGCGGCCUGCAGGACGGGGAGUUAGGAUGUUACCCACUGGAAACAGGUAUCUGCACUGUACAGGGCGACCCUCACUACACCUCUUUCGAUAAAAAGGUGCAUAACUUCAUGGGUUCCUGUUCCUACACUCUCACCAAGCCGUGCAAUGAGUCCGCCGGCUUGCCGUACUUCACCGUCGACACCCAGAACGAGCACCGAGGCAGCAACAAGAAGGUGUCGUACGUCCGAGCCGUCAUGGUCAAGGUCUACGGGAUGACCAUCAUCUUGGGAAAGGGACGCAAAAUACAGGUCAACGGUACCCUGGUGACCCCUCCCGUGACUCUGACCAAUGGGGUGAAGGUCUACUUGAGCGGGAAGUUUGUUGUGUUGGAGACGACCUUUGGCCUGCGGGUGAGGUUCGAUGGUAACCACCACGCUGACGUCACUCUGCCCUCCUUCUACAACGGACUGCUCUGUGGACUUUGUGGAAACUUCAAUGACCAACCUGGUGACGACAACAUCAAGCCAGAUGGUAAACCAGCCGUCAACACCAACGAACUGGGCGAGAGCUGGCAGGUCCCCGACGACCGCCCUGACUGUACCCACGGUGGAGGAGAGGAGGAGUGUGAUCCCAAGGUGGAGGCAGAGGCUGUGAAACCUACCAGCUGUGGGAUGAUCAGUGACCCUAACGGUAUCUUCAAGCCGUGCCACGCGGUGGUUCCCCCCAACAUCUACCAGGAGAACUGUGUGUAUGACCAGUGUGCUACAGGAGGGGAGACGGUGGCUCUGUGCCAGGCUAUAGAGAGCUACGCUGACCUGUGUGCCUUGGCUGGAGUACCCAUCGCAUGGAGGAACAACACCUUCUGUCCUCUGAAGUGUCUCCCAGGUAGCCACUACGAGCCCUGUGGUAGCGCCUGUCCCUCCAGCUGUCAGAACCCUACUUUCAACUCCACCUGUAACCAGCCCUGUGUAGAGGGGUGUGUGUGUGACCUCGGACUGCUCCUCAGCGGAGACAAGUGUGUCCCACCCAGCCAGUGUGGCUGCACCGACGAGGAUAACAACUAUAGACCGGUGGGAGACAGUUGGUUCACUGAGCUGGACUGUUCGGAGCGUUGUAGGUGUAACCCUGGCAACAACAUGACCUGUGAGCCGUGGCAGUGUAGCCCCGCCCAGGAAUGUAAGGUGUUGGAGGGAGAGCUGGGAUGUGUCUCAACAGGUUUGGGUGUGUGUCAUGUGUCUGGAGAUCCUCACUACUACACCUUCGACGCUGUCAUGCACACCUUUAUGGGUACCUGUACCUACACCCUGGUAGAGGUGUGUAACUCCACCAAGGUAACUCCGUUCACCAUCGUGGCGAAGAAUGAGGAGCGCGGCCAACCAGAGGCGUCUUACGUGCACUCUGUUACAGUCUACCUUCCCAACGCCAACGUCACGCUACAGAAGAGCCGCAGAGUUCUGUUGAACGGGCACAGGGUGCGCACUCCUCUGUCCAUCGAUGUGGCCGGGGCCAGGGUCUUGAGUAGUGGUGUCUACAUUCUACUGGACACUAACUUUGGACUGAAGGUGAAGUUUGAUGGAGUCCAUCACCUGGAGAUCACCGUCCCUGGAGAAUACUUCAACAAGGUGUGUGGUAUGUGUGGUAACUUCAACAUGAACACGUCUGAUGACAACCUGAAACCAGAUGGAAAGCCGGCCAAGGACGUGAUAGAACUGGGCAACAGCUGGAAGUCAGAGGGAGACUCAGACCCAGGAUGCUCGCCAGAUGAGCGUCCCAGCAUCCACCCCAACUGCACGACAGGAGAAGAGAACCAGUACGAGACCCUGUGUUCUUCUGUUGUCCUCGGAGACAAGUUCAAGCCCUGCCACUCUUUACUGUCCCCAGAGGCUUUCCUGGGGAACUGCGUGUAUGACAUGUGUGAAUACGACGGCAUGCAGGCCACACUGUGUGAUAACGUGGAAGCAUACGCCCAAGCCUGUCAGUCAGCCGGGGUCACCAUCAGCUGGAGGAACAACACAUUCUGUCGCGGGUCUUCCUGGUCCUUGGAGGCGCUUGCGGUGCCUGCCUCAAAGGGGCCCCCAGAUGCCCCCUCUCUGUAUCUGCCUCGGCCCUGGCCCAGCCCACCUGCUCUGAACCUGUUCCCACGCUCUGCCACCGCCCUCAACCACCUGCGUCGAGGGGGUGUCAGUGUAAACGCGGAGUCUCGACGACAAGGUGUAAUAUCCAUCGGUGACCCCACUAACCCGUACGUUGAUGGUGGCUCACCCACACUUCCAGGGCCCCAUCCUAUCCUGACCGCAGGCUCACGACCUCCCCAACUACUGGUCGAAAUCUGA